Osmerus eperlanus (European smelt) is the source of this 3360-nucleotide messenger RNA. It is a transcript of the gene ripk1l, whose product is annotated as receptor (TNFRSF)-interacting serine-threonine kinase 1, like. NCBI's taxonomy places the organism in Eukaryota, Metazoa, Chordata, Actinopteri, Osmeriformes, Osmeridae. Gene Ontology annotation, molecular function: protein kinase activity; ATP binding; protein binding. Gene Ontology annotation, biological process: protein phosphorylation; signal transduction. The transcript has 11 exons. Gene Ontology annotation, cellular component: cytoplasm. The record is from RefSeq and is a predicted model, not a curated record. Bases 188 to 2125 code for a protein of 645 amino acids.
CAGGUUUUAUAUUCAACGUAUUCAGUUGUUCAGUUAUACAGUUUCAUAUUCAGUUGUUUCACUGUGAUCUUAAAAACAUAUUGUAUAUUUAAUAACAAUUAAGGAAGUAUACGUAUACUAUAGCCUACACAUUUUCAGAGUGUAGCUUGUGAUAUUUCUAUUACACCUAUAUUAUACUGUGUUGGGUAUGGCUACUUCCUUGGAUUCCAUUCGUAUGCGAUCCGCCGACCUUAUUAAAAAAGAGCACCUGGACUACGGCGGCUUCGGACAAGUUCACCUAUGCUAUCAUAAAACUUUGGGCCAGGUGGUACUGAAGACGGUGUACACAGGACCACCGCGCAAUGAAGCAAAAUUCAGUAGGAAGUCUUUGCUGGAGGAGGGCAGUCUGAUGACCAAACUGAACCACGAGCGUGUGGUCAAGCUGCUUGGAGUGAUCCUUGAUGAUGGGGAUUACUCCCUGGUGCUGGAGCUCAUCCCCAAGGGGAACUUGCAGGCCAUGUUGGACAAGGUUCAAGUUCCCAUGUCCAUUAAGGGCCGCAUCAUUCUUGAGAUCCUGGAGGGCAUGGAAUAUUUGGCAGGGAACCACGUCAUACACAAGGAUUUGAAACCUGAGAACAUAUUGGUGGACAGAGACUUUCACAUUAAGAUUGCAGAUCUGGGCUUGGCCACUUGCCAGACUUGGAGCAGAUUGACCAAGGAGGAGUCUCGCAGGCAGAGCCGCACCAAGCCCUCAGCUGGGGUCAGGGCCUCCGGCACCCUGUGCUACAUGGCGCCCGAGCACCUGGAGAGCGUCCACACGCAGUCCACCGAGAGGUCUGACGUGUACAGCUUCAGCAUUGUCGUCUGGGUCGUUCUCACCAGCCAGGAGCCCUACGAGAAUGCCAGGAGUGAGGACCAAAUCUGCCAGUGUGUCCGCCAGGGCGACCGCCCCAACGAGGGUUUAAUUCCACCUGACACCCUCCCUGAGAUGACAGAUCUGAUGAGAAGAGGCUGGAGUCAGAAUCCACGGGACAGGCCGACGUUUAAAGAGGGAUACACAUCCUUCCUACCAGUCUACCGAGAGAAGCUGGAGCCUAAUGUAGAAAGAGAUGCUUUGGCUCUAAGGGAGUCGUACGAAGGCCCAGAGGUUCUCCUGGAGAUGAUGAAGUCCUUCUCUUUGCCUCCAGACAGUAUGAUGGCAGCAGACCUGCCGGCCUGCUUGAUGAGCUCAGACGUCAGGUUCCCAGUGGAGGCCAGCAUCGAGGACCUCAAACAGUUCUCCCUCCAGACUGACGCCAGGGCCCCCAGCCAACCCAGCCCUCCCUUCACCCCUGGCCAGGUGGGAGAAUGGCCCCAGAAGAGGGGCAACUGGGGAACAGACCAGCCAGACUCCAGCCCCCUGUCUCCCCCCGGCUAUGCCCCAGCUACCCCCCCUCAGAGGCUGAUGUCCCAUGAGCACCCAGAUAGGGGCUGGCAUUCUCCAGGCUCCACUGUCCAUUCAUGGAGCAAAGCCGAGCCUGUCCAGCCCAACAGCCAGGAGGAGCCAUACCCUCGCCCUGCCUUUCCCUCCUCCAGACUCUACAGCACUCAACUGUCCAAUCACAGCCCAGAGCCACACUUCAGCAACCCCUGCCAGCAUGUCUCACAGCAUUCCUGGCCCCUUGAGAACCAGAACUCCGGCAAGAGUGCACCCUUACUAGAUUCAGGAAGCAUCGUCAUCAGAAAUGCCAGUUGUAUCCAGAUUGGCGACCACAACAGUCUAAAGACCCACAGUCCAGACUCUCACCGGAGUCCAGCAAGCUUACUGUCCAACGGCAGUACCACCUUGUUUCUCAAAGAAGCCAUUCAGAAGUACGAGGACCAAGCAGUGACAGAGAAGCACCUGGACCUGCUGAGGGACAACAUUGGGGCCAAGUGGAAGCAGUGCGCCCGGCGCCUGGGCCUGAGCGAUGUGGAGCUGGAGGAAAUUGACCACAACUACGACCGCGACGGCCUGUCGGAGAAGGUGUACCAGAUGCUGGGGCGUUGGUCGAUGAAGGAGGGCAGCGUGGGCUGCACGCUGGGACGCCUCUGCAAGGCCCUGGACAACAUCGUCAAGGUUGAUCUGCUGCAGAAGCUGGUGGACGUGUGCAACAGCGACCCCUAGACAGGAGAGGGACGCUAGUCCAGGCCAGCGGAUAGCCCAGGUUAGGGACUAGCCAGGGACUGAGAACUCACUCUGUGAUCUUUUGACUGCCUUCUCGUUGUAGUGUUUUGCUCUUUGACAAUGUUGGAAAAAAUAUAGUAUACAACUAUAUAUGUGGCUCCAGCAGGUAAUGAAAUUAUCAAAACCAUAAAAUGAUCUUAUUUGUCCAUCAGAAUCAGAAUCAGGUUUAUUCGCCAUGUAUGUUAUACAAACACGGAAUUUACUGUGGCAGGGAGGUUUCAAAUGGUCAUGUCUGACCAUUUGACAUUACAGUGAGCCUAACAGGGAAAGGUGCUGAAAACAGGGCUUUAUCAAAAUAAUAAUUUCCCUCUCUGACAGGUAUUCGUAUUGUGCUUCUAUGUUAUCUUUGGACAGGAAAUAGCCCAGAGACUAUGUUAUACAUGGAACAGACUGGAGUUGUGCUUAUUGUGCAAACAAUGACAAUAAUGUUUGAUUAUCUUUUGAGAAUUCCAAAUCUUGUUGUUGUUUGACCGUGCGAAAGUAAAGUGGAUUCUACAAUCUCCAUGUUAUCCUGUUACAGGUGGCAUCAAUGGUGUUUCAUAGAAUUGGCACAAAUGCUGUAUAUCCGGCUUAGUGUAAAACAAACAAGGGGGAACAAUAUAUUGUUGCUAUGUCCUUAAUUCUCCUUUGGGGGGCAGCAAAUGUCUAUCUUUUGUUGUCAUGUUCAUUCUAUUAUCAGAAUUUUUCAAUUGGACUUAGUUUCAUCAAAGUGCUCCAGAUAUUUUUCCCUGUAGCUUCAAAAUUUAAAUUGUUUCUUCCAUGCAUGAUAUUUGUUCCAGUGUAUAGACCAAAUGAAACACGAAUGUGUAAGAAUUUAGAAGCAAUUGCCUGUUUGACAGAUAAAGUAUCCUAUUAAUGGGCCUCUGUCAUUGAAACCACUGUCUCGAGGCCAAACAGAAUUAAUUGUCACAGUGUGGAAGUGAUGAAUCCUAACACUUAGACACACGCACCAGUAUCUCAUUGCCUCAGUGGCUUCCUAUGCAUACUAUAACAAUGUUAUGAAUUUGACAUUAUUGGAUGUUUAUUUGUAUGUUCCUUGUGUGUGUGUGUGUGUGUGUGUGUGUGUGUGUGUGUGUGUGUGUGUGUGUGUGUGUGUGUGUGAGCAGUAUGUAAAAUGAGAGAAGGGCCCAGGAGCUUUUUACCGCAGGCAUUUUUUAAUAAAGUUGUCAAUUUCA